CUUCUGCUCUUAUAUGAAUCUGCUUCUGAAGCUCGACUGUUUCAGAUGUUUCUCCGGUGCCAAUGGACAUCGCCAGACUACAAAAGAUCUGGAUUAAAGAGAAACUUCAUGUGUGAUUAAUCUGAGAAAGGAAGAUGCGGAAGGAAAACGGCUUGCAGUCUUUGGGAAUAAUGGCUGUGUGUCUGCUGAUGAUGAUGAUGAGGAUGAUGAGGAUUGGUUGUGUGAAGGCCUCGUCUCCUCGUCUGGCUCUAGAGAAGAGUCUCGUCUGGCCGUCCAAAGACACCCAGUGUGUGCACCUGCUCAAACACCUGCAGAACGGGGCCCGAGUCACCGUCCAGAUGCCGCCCAUCAUCCAGGGCCACUGGGUGUCCACCAGCUGCGAGGUGCGUCCCGGUCCGGAGUUCCUCACUCGCUCGUACCGUUUCUUCCACAACAACACGUUUAAGGCGCUUCAGUUCUACUGCGCAGACAACCAGUGCUCCACGCCGAGCUACAGUGUGCAGGUGCGAGGCCGUCUGCGUCUGCGCCAGCCCUCCUGGAUCGUCCGAGGCGGCACCGAGGCUCACUAUCAGAUCCACAGCAUGCGUCUGGUGUGUUACUCGGCGUCUGCGGCACGAGAGCUCGGCUGCGCUUCCUGGGAGCCCAACAUCAGCUACGAGCUGCGGAGCGUCUGCGACUGCGUCUGCGGCUGCGCACUGAACGUCUCCAUCCACGAGCUGCAGCUGCUGCGGCUGGAGAAGCAGUACCUGCAUCACAGUGUGGAUCAGCUGCUGGAGGAGCUGUACCUGGGAGACAUUCACACCGAUGCGACACAGAGGAUGCUCUACAGACCCUCCAGCUACCAGCCGGCGCUGCAGAACACACGGAAUCAGGAUGUGAGCUGUGUGGUCUGUGCAAUCAUCUCUCGCUCAGAUGAGUUUGAUCCGCCGGUUCUCCCGCCGCAGCCCGAGCUGACGGUGACCCUGAGCGGUCAGUGGGCUUCCCGCCGCUGCGAGGUCCGGCCCGAGGUCCUGUUCCUCACCAGACACUUCCUCUUCCACGACAGCACGCACACCUGGGAGGGUCACUACCAUCACUACUCUGACCCGGCCUGCAAACACCCCACCUUCAGCCUGUUCGCCCGCGGUCACUACAGCCGCGGCCCGCGCUCCGCACGCGUCAUGGGCGGCACCGAGUUUGAGUUCAGAGUGAGUGAAAUGCGCGUGAGACCGAUGGAUCUGGCGACCGUGUCUCUGCUGAAUGUGUUUAAAGGGAACAGCUGCGGUCCUCAGGGCGCGUGGCAGGUGGGCGUGGAGCAGGACGUGACUCCGACCAAUGGCUGCGCAGCGCUGGGGCUCCGCCUCCCGCACACUGAGUAUGAGCUCUUCCGAUUGGAGCGUGACGCUGAGGGCAGACUCCUGCUGUUUAACGGUCAGCGGCCCAGCGACGGCUCCAGCCCUGACCGACCCGACAGACGACCCACGUCCUACCAGACCCCGCUGGUGCAGUGCUCCGCCGCCGGGGGUCAGAGGUCAGAGGUCAGCGCCGCGCAGCGCCUCAGCAGCCUGGCAACCACAGCGACGGCGGUCUGGAGUUUGCUGUUUGCUUCAGAUUUUAGGAAUGCUUCAGAUCAGAGGGAUUUCUGACAGAUGCUGUUCAGGCCAGUACUGACCCUUCAAUAUUUCAGAUUCAUCAGAACAUACAGUGAAUUAUGAGUUUGUGUAGCAUUUUAUCUGCUGAGAUGUUUAGUGACACACUGAGACUGACAAGAGAAACACUUAAUUCAUUCCAGCUGUUCGGAUCGUUUCAGUGUGAUGAAGGAGAUUCAUCUGAACUCAGCGGAUGCGUUUUAAUCAUACGUCAAGAACUUUUAGCAUUGAUUUUUCCUUCUGUGUAAUGAUGAUGAACUACAGUGAAGCUCAGUGUUUGUUUCAGUGCUGAGAGCCAAACAGGAACCAGAAUGAGUUUUUAACAGAAUAAAAGUCUCCUGCUUUAUUCUGACACUUUAAAUCCACAAAAACUCUUGAAGUAAUGUUUUAUA
Carassius gibelio (silver crucian carp) is the source of this 2020-nucleotide messenger RNA. RefSeq names its product protein APCDD1-like. The coding region runs from base 135 to 1625 and encodes 496 amino acids. The transcript has 6 exons. Lineage: Eukaryota; Metazoa; Chordata; Actinopteri; Cypriniformes; Cyprinidae. Gene Ontology annotation, biological process: negative regulation of Wnt signaling pathway. The record is from RefSeq and is a predicted model, not a curated record. Gene Ontology annotation, molecular function: Wnt-protein binding. Gene Ontology annotation, cellular component: plasma membrane.